Messenger RNA from Nicotiana tabacum (common tobacco), 1716 nucleotides. The record is from RefSeq and is a predicted model, not a curated record. NCBI's taxonomy places the organism in Eukaryota, Viridiplantae, Streptophyta, Magnoliopsida, Solanales, Solanaceae.
ACGUUGGCAGCUUACGUUCCACAGACUCCCCAAAUACUUUUCUCUGUGGGCCUGCUCCCCCUCCCACCACAAAAUCCUCCCAAAAAAUACAAAUCUUAAGUAAAAAGUAAUCCCCCCAAUUGCAGUUCCUCUACUUUAUUUCUACUUGAAAAAUUCGAAUUUGUUUGAGAUCGAGGUGUAGUUAAUUGAUUUUAGAAUAUCCAAUUUACUAUGGUGGAAAGUUCGAUUGGGGGAGUAGUGCCAGCAGUGAAGGGGUCAGUGAGGGUGGGGGGUAAAGAGGAGGGUGGUGGUAGUGUAAGGGAUGAAGAUGAAACAGAAUGGGAAUUGGAUAGGGAAUUGUUGUGUCCAAUUUGUAUGCAGAUUAUAAAGGAUGCAUUUUUAACUUCCUGUGGCCAUAGUUUUUGCUAUAUGUGUAUAAUCACUCACCUUCACAAUAAGAGUGAUUGUCCUUGUUGUUCUCAUUAUCUUACCACUAGCCAACUCUACCCUAAUUUCCUUCUAGACAAGCUACUGAAGAAGACAUCUGCUCGUCAGAUUUCAAAAACUGCAUCUCCUGUUGAACAAUUUCGUCAUUCAUUGGAACAGGGUUGUGAUGUAUCAAUUAAGGAGCUGGACGCUCUAUUGUCGAUGUUGUCAGAGAGAAAGAGGAAAUUGGAGCAGGAAGAAGCAGAGCGAAAUAUGCAAAUUCUGCUAGACUUCUUACAAAUGUUAAGGAAGCAAAAAGUUGAUGAACUCAAUGAGGUGCAAAAUGAUCUGCAAUACAUCAAAGAGGACAUAAAUUCAGUGGAGAGACAUAGAAUAGACCUAUACCGAGCUAGGGACCGGUACUCAAUGAAGCUUCGAAUGCUAGUAGAUGAUCCAAUUGGGAAAAAACCUUGGUCUUCAUCCACUGAUAGGAACUUUGGUGGUCUUUUCUCCACUUCAAGGAAUGCACCUGGAGGAUUACCUACUGGAAACUUGACAUACAAAAACGUGGAAGGCAAAGCUCAAAUAAGCUCUCCUGGACCACAUAGAAAAGAUAAUUCUAUCAGUGAAUUGAAUUCACAACAUAUGAGUCAAUCAGGUCUGGCUGUGGUGAGGAAGAAGCGUGUAAAUGCACAGUUCAAUGAUCUCCAAGAAUGUUACUUGCAAAAGAGACGUCUAUUGGCGAACAAAUCGCAUGUUAAGGAGGAAAAGGACGUAGAUGUCAUAAAAAGAGAAGGUUACAGUGCAGGACUAGAAGAUUUCCAGUCUGUACUUAGCACUUUCACUCGUUAUAGUCGGUUAAGAGUCAUUGCUGAGCUUCGGCAUGGGGAUCUUUUUCACUCAGCCAAUAUCGUGUCAAGCAUUGAAUUUGAUCGUGAUGAUGAGUUGUUUGCUACUGCUGGAGUUUCACGGCGUAUAAAAGUUUUUGACUUCUCUUCGGUUGUAAAUGAACCUGCAGAUGUGCAUUGCCCUGUUGUCGAAAUGUCAACUCGUUCUAAGCUGAGCUGCUUGAGCUGGAAUAAGUAUACCAAGAACCACAUAGCAAGUAGCGAUUAUGAUGGAAUAGUAACUGUAUGGGAUGUGACCACUAGACAGAGUGUGAUGGAAUAUGAAGAGCAUGAGAAACGGGCAUGGAGUGUUGAUUUUUCACGCACAGACCCCUCGAUGCUUGUAUCUGGCAGUGAUGAUUGUAAGGUAUUAAAGGAUUAUUUCUCACUUGUCAAACACAAGUCUUAACCUUUUUAGGUUGGU